AUGGAGAGCAAGAUUCGGCUAGACGACUUGAGCACGCCUCCUGGCACACCGACAGAGCCAAGUGACCACGGGUACGCUUUCAAGCAAUAUGAGUCGCACAUGCCGUCUCUGAAGAGCGACAGGGUCGGCGGCGAUCCAGUGGACCUUAUUCAGUCCGCUGACCUCAAGGGGGAUGGCAACAAUAACAACCCGUCCACCAUGUUCAUCUCGCUGUACAACCAGCGUUCGAGCACCCCCAUCGGGUACGUGCUGGCGGCUGCGGGAAUCGGCAUCGGCCUGGGUGUCCUGUUCGCACAUCUGAAGCUGGACGACAGCUACGCCAAGUGGAUUUCAAUGCCCGGAGACCUCUUCGUCGCCGCGCUGAAGUGCUUGAUCGGGCCCAUGGUGUUCUGCAGUAUCGUCGGCUGCAUCGGGCAGCUCGUGGAAGCGGGGAAGGCUGCGUCUAUCGGCGGGCGCAUCAUUAGCUACUUUGCGCUCUGCUCGUUGGUGUCCUCGGGCAUGGGCGUCCUGUUUGGCGUGUUGUUCUCGCCCUUCUUCAUCCAGCAGAUGAAAGGGGACGACACCGAUGUGGUGGCGGAGCUUCGGCUGCACUGCUGGAACGGCAACGUGCUCGCGAUGACAAAAGCUGGCGGCUUGGCCUGUGUGAAGGACACGAACGCGACCGCGUUGACGAGUCUCUUGGCGCUCAAUGAUACCAACACCAACUUCGCUACUACCACCGAGACGUACACCAACAUGGACGUCUCGCAGCAGCUAUUCUCCAUUCUGAACGAGAUCAUCCCGUCCAACAUGAUGACGACCUUCUCGAGUUCGUCCACCAUGGGCGUCAUCACGCUAGCCAUCUUCUUCGGCGUUGCGUCGGUCAUCAGCCACGAGCGCACGCGUGGGCAGCUCGCAGCGGGCGGCGGCCCAGCGGGUACAGCCAAGACGGACAUCGACGUGAACCACCUGCUGCUGCUCAUCAACCACGCCGGACUCGUGAUCCAGCUCAUGAUCAACGCGGUGGUGGCGCUCAUCCCGUUCGCCAUCGUGUCCAUGAUCGCCGGCUCCAUGGCGCAGUACACGUCCUCGAUGGACCUGGUGGAGAGCGUGGGCUUCCUCAUCGUGGCGCUGACGCUGGCGCUGACCACGCUCACGUACGGCGUCAUGGGCGCGGCGCUGUUCGUGACCACGCGCGUGAACGUGUUCAAGUACCUGCGCCACAUCAUCCCGGCCCAAGUCUUUAUCUUCGGCUGCUCGUCGUCCAUCGCGACGCUGCCCAUGACCAUGCGCUGCGUGGACUCGACCCGCGAGGUGUCGUACGCGCUGUCGCGCUUCCUGCUGCCCCUGGGCGCCACCAGCAACCUCAACGGCAGCGCGUGCUACAUGACGCUGGCCUGCGUCUUCAUGGCCCGAGUCAGCGGCUACGGAGAGCUGCUCACGCCGCUGCGCUACGCGCUGCUGGGGCUCGUGGGCGCCAUCGCGUCCUUCGGUGUGGCGCCCGUGCCGCACUCGGGGCUCGUCAUGGCCAUCACGGUCUGGCACACGGUCUUCAACAUGGACGUGCCGGCGCCGGUCUUCUCGCUGCUCGUGGGCGCCGACUGGCUGCUCAACCGCCUGCGCGCCGUCGUCAACAUCACCAACGACACGAUCCUGCUCCGCAUCAUCGCGGCGCAGUGCGACGAGACCACCAUCUCGGAGCUCGAGCACGAGGCGCAGGCCUGA
Phytophthora sojae is the source of this 1704-nucleotide messenger RNA. RefSeq lists its product as hypothetical. Gene Ontology annotation, cellular component: membrane. The record is from RefSeq and is a predicted model, not a curated record. The transcript has a single exon. Gene Ontology annotation, molecular function: symporter activity. Bases 1 to 1704 code for a protein of 567 amino acids. NCBI's taxonomy places the organism in Eukaryota, Oomycota, Peronosporomycetes, Peronosporales, Peronosporaceae.